This is a messenger RNA of Diabrotica balteata, 1296 nucleotides long. NCBI's taxonomy places the organism in Eukaryota, Metazoa, Arthropoda, Insecta, Coleoptera, Chrysomelidae. The record is from the annotation of a GenBank genome assembly.
AUGUGUUGCAGCGAAUUCCACUUGAGAUUUGGCACACCUAGAUCGGACACCUACACUCGAUGCGACAAGUUUUAUGUUAAGCUGGUAUAUGCCAAAUCUGAGGCCGAAAUGCAGAGACUUGAAAUCGAAAGCAAGCUACAUCAUUCAGAAGCAGAACAAGAAUAUGCUGCCUUAAACGAGGAAAUAGAAUUAGCUCAAAAUAAUCCCAAUAUUAUUGUUGUUGUGAUAUCAACGCAAGUAGCUGUGGAUGGACCUCUCUUAGCCAUAUCUGACAAUAUGUUUGUACAUAAUAAUUCAAAACACGGACGACGAGCGAAAAGGCUGGAUCCUACAGAAGGACUGUACCCACCCCUUCCAGUAGCUACCCCCUGCAUAAAGGCCAUCAGUCCCAGCGAAGGAUGGACGGCGGGAGGAUCGACAGUUAUUAUAGUGGGAGAUAACUUCUUUGAUGGACUACAAGUCGUUUUUGGCACUAUGCUCGUUUGGAGUGAGUUAAUAACACCGCAUGCAAUACGAGUCCAAACGCCGCCACGUCAUAUACCUGGAGUAGUAGAAGUAACGUUAUCCUAUAAAUCAAAACAGUUUUGUAAAGGAGCACCUGGCCGAUUUGUUUAUGUUUCUCUUAAUGAACCUACAAUUGACUAUGGCUUCCAAAGACUACAAAAACUUAUACCCAGACAUCCCGGAGAUCCGGAAAAAUUACCUAAAGAAAUCAUCCUCAAGAGAGCAGCAGACUUAGCGGAGGCGCUUUACUCCAUGCCUCGAAACAAUCAAUUAUCAUUGUCGGCGCCGCGGUCUCCCACCAUGGGUAACAACGGUAUGACAUCCACAUUCAAUGCGUAUACGGGUCAACUGGCUGUCAGCGUUCAAGACAACGGAAACGAAGACUACGGGGGGCGGACACAAAGUAGUAGCGUAUCACCGCGCGGUGGUGGCUACUGCUCCAAUGCAUCAACACCUCAUUCUUCAAAUGGAGGCGGUUCAUACACAGGUGGAGGUGGAGGAGGCAACAUUAACGGAGGUUACGGAGGAACAACACCUACAAGUACCACUUCGCAACUCUCCAACAUGCUGCCAGGAUCUCCUUCAGCUGGAAUAUUUAACACCACACCAAUUCCUUCAGAAGCACCUAAUUAUAAUUUUGGUUGUUACUACAUCAAACACGAGCAUACGAAUAACGAAAAAAGCGCUUUUGCCCCAGUAGUUAGAGGGGGUGAAACACCCCCCACUCCUGCUCCUGCUCUAUUUCAUCAUCAGCCUAUGUCUGGUUGGCACCAUUUGGCUGUACAAUGUUAG